AUGUGGGGUGGCUUGGGGGGCGCUUACAGGGGGACGCCCAUCCCCGGGAGUGUCUGUGGAGGGCCGCCGGUGGCGGGGCGGGAGGCGGAGGGGGUGCGGCCCGGGGCGCGGGCUGUGGCGGUGCCCCUGGUGCAGCCGCCGCGCUCUCCCCCGCGGCGGGGCCGGUGCGGUGCGGGGCGGUGCGGGGGGGAGCGCGGUGUGUGGCCGCCGGCGGCGGGCGCGCCGUUGCUUAGCAGCGGCGAUGGGCGCUGCCAGGCGGCGGCGGCCAAUGGGAGCGGCGGCGGCGGCGCGGCCUCGGCGCCCCCGCCCCCGCCUCCCUUUAGAGGCGCGGCGGGCGGCCGGCGGCGCACACACAGCCCUCCAUCCGGCACGGCACCGGCACCGGCACGGCCCCGCCGCGCGCAUGGGGGCCGCCGCCGCGCUCGGCCCCACAUAACGGGGUGCCCAGCCCCGCCAGCCGCCCCGCCAUGCCGGCCGAGCCCCCGCGCCGCGCCGCCGCCGCUCCGCGCCGCCCGCCGCAAGCCGCUGCCCGAGGGCAGGGCCGUGGGCCAGAGGACUCCGCUGUGGCUGCGGGCCCGCUUUCAGGCGCUGCUCUUCGCCCUGGGCUGCCGGAUCCAGCGGCACUGCGGGAAGGUGCUCUUCGUGGGGCUGCUGGUGUUCGGGGCGCUGGCCGUGGGACUACGGGUGGCCUCCAUCGAGACCGACAUCGAGCACCUCUGGGUGGAAGCGGGCAGCCGGGUGAGCCAGGAGCUGCGCUACACCAAGGAGAAGCUGGGCGAGGAAUCUGUCUACACCUCCCAGAUGUUGAUCCAGACCCCGAAGAGGGAUGGGGACAAUAUCCUGACGCAGGAGGCCCUGCAGCUCCACCUCGAGGCAGCCCUGGCAGCCAGCAAGGUCCAGGUCUCACUGUACGGAAAAUCGUGGGAUUUGAACAAGAUUUGCUACAAGUCAGGUGUCCCCAUCAUUGAGAAUGGCAUGAUAGAGAGGAUGAUAGAGAAGCUGUUCCCCUGCGUGAUCCUGACACCACUGGACUGCUUCUGGGAAGGCUCCAAGCUGCAGGGAGGCUCAGCCUAUCUCCCGGGCCGCCCCGACAUCCAGUGGAGCAACCUCGACCCUCUGCAGUUGAUGGAGGAGCUGGGGCAGUUCACAUCCCUGGAAGGCUUCAAAGAGCUGCUGGACAAGGCAGAGGUGGGGCAGGCUUACAUGGAGCGGCCCUGUCUGGACCCCCGGGACCCCCAAUGCCCCCUCAGUGCCCCCAACAAGCAGAGCCAGCAGAACCCCGACAUCCCGGCUGAACUCUCAGGGGGCUGCCAUGGCUUCUCCAGGAAGUUCAUGCGCUGGCAGCAGGAGCUGAUUUUAGGCGGCACGACCAAAGACUCCCAGGGCAAGCUGCUACGCGCCGAGGCCCUGCAGACCAUGUUCCUCCUCAUGAGCCCUCGGCAGCUCUAUGAGCACUUCAAGGAUGACUACGAGAUCCAUGACAUCAGCUGGAGUGAGGAGAAGGCAGGAGCAAUCCUGGAGGCCUGGCAGAGGAAAUUUGUGGAGCUGGCACAGGACUCCAUCCCUCCCAACGCCACACAGAGCGUCCACGCUUUCUCCACCACCACGCUCAACGACAUCAUGAAGUCCUUCUCUGACGUCAGUGCCAUCCGGGUGGCCGGGGGCUACCUCCUCAUGCUGGCCUAUGCCUGUGUCACCAUGCUGCGGUGGGACUGCUCCAAGUCCCAGGGGGCCGUGGGCCUGGCUGGGGUCCUGCUUGUGGCUCUCUCCGUCGCCUCUGGCCUGGGGCUUUGCUCACUGCUGGGCAUCUCCUUCAAUGCAGCCACCACCCAGGUCCUGCCGUUCCUGGCCCUUGGCAUUGGGGUGGAUGACAUGUUCCUCUUGGCUCAUGCCUUCACUGAGACCAGCCAGCAUGUCCCCUUCAAGGAGCGGACGGGUGAGUGUCUGAAACGCAUGGGGACCAGCGUGGCUCUCACCUCCGUCAGCAACAUGAUCGCCUUCUUCAUGGCAGCCCUGGUGCCCAUCCCUGCCCUGCGUGCCUUCUCCCUCCAGGCUGCAGUGGUUGUGGUGUUCAACUUCGCCAUGGUGCUGUUUGUGUUCCCCGCUAUCCUGAGCCUGGACCUGCACCGCCGGGAGAAACGCCGGCUCGACAUCCUCUGCUGCUUCUAUAGCCCUUGCUCUUCACGGGUUAUCCAGAUUCAGCCGCAAGAGCUUGCUGACGCCAACGACAACCACGCCUGCCACCCGUCCCCUUAUGGGCAUCCCGGCGUGGCCACCAGCACCCAGAUCACCACCACCGUGCAAGCCUUCACCCGGUGCGACCCCUCAGGCCACCACAUCGUCACCGUCCUGCCGCCCACCUCCCAGGUGUGCACCUCGCCUGCCGUCCUCCUGCCCCCCAGCGACCCCCUGGGCUCUCAGGUCUUCGCCCCAUCCAGCUCCACCCGGGAUCUGCUGGCCCAGCUGGAUGAGGCCAAGGGUAGGCGGGAGUGCGUCCCCCUGCCCUUCUGCCGCUGGAGCCUCGCUGACUUCGCCCGUGAGAAGUACGCCCCGCUCCUCCUGCGGACCCGGACCAAGGCGGUAGUGGUGGUGCUGUUCCUGGCACUGCUGGGGCUGAGCCUCUACGGCACCACCAUGGUGCACGAUGGCCUCUACCUGACGGACAUCGUGCCACGGGACACCAAGGCCCACGCCUUCAUCUCGGCCCAGUUCAAGUACUUCUCCUUCUACAACAUGUUCAUUGUCACCAAGGGUGGCUUCCACUACCCGGGUGCCCAAGCUGCCCUGCUGAGCCUGCACCAGGCCUUCAGCACCGUCAAAUAUGUGGUGCGGGAGGGAAACCGCGACCUGCCCAAGAUGUGGCUCCAUUACUUCCAGGACUGGCUGCGAGGGCUUCAGGCCACCUUCGACAGGGACUGGCAGGCCGGGCGCAUCACCCAUGACAGCUACCGCAACGGCUCCGAGGACGGGGCGCUGGCAUACAAACUGCUAAUCCAGACCGGCAACAAGAAGGAGCCCUUCAACUUCAAUCAGCUGACCACGCGGCGGCUGGUGGAUGAGAAUGGCAUCAUCCCCCCUGACACCUUCUAUAUCUGCCUGACUGUGUGGGCCAGCAACGACCCCCUGGGCUUUGCCGCCUCACAGGCCAACUUCUACCCCCCACCACCUGAGUGGAUUCAUGACAAGUACGACACCACGGGCGAGAACCUGCGAAUCCCAGCAGCCCAGCCGCUGGAGUUCGCCCAGUUCCCUUUCUACCUGAGUGGGCUGCGUCGCACGUCCGACUUCGUGGAGGCGAUUGAGAGCGUGCGGGCCAUCUGCCGGGAGGCCGCCCAGCGCCACGGCGUGCUCAGCUACCCCAGCGGGUACCCCUUCCUCUUCUGGGAGCAGUACAUCGGCCUGCGGCACUGGUUCCUGCUGGCCAUCAGCAUCCUGCUGGCCUGCACCUUCCUCGUCUGCGCCCUGCUGCUGCUCAACCCCUGGACAGCUGGCAUCAUCGUCUCCAUCCUGGCCAUGAUGGCUGUGGAACUGUUUGGCAUCAUGGGGCUGAUGGGCAUCAAGCUGAGCGCCAUCCCAGUGGUCAUCCUCAUCGCCUCGGUGGGCAUCGGUGUGGAGUUCACUGUUCACGUGGCCCUGGGCUUCCUGACAGCUGUGGGGAGCAGGAACGUGCGCUCGGCCGCGGCGCUGGAACACACCUUUGCCCCCGUGAUGGAUGGUGCUGUCUCCACCCUCCUGGGUGUCCUCAUGCUGGCCGGCUCCGAGUUUGACUUCAUCAUAAGGUACUUCUUUGCGGUGCUGACCAUCCUGACACUGCUGGGGCUGCUCAACGGGCUGGUGCUGCUGCCCGUCCUGCUCUCGGUCGUCGGGCCACCCCCUGAGGCAUCCCUAGUGGAUAAUGGCUCCUGCCUAACCCCACCAGAGUCGGUGCCCCCAUGCCUGGGCCCUGGGGGGCUGUAUGUCCGGCGCUCUCCAGCCUGGCCUGCCACCUUCCCUGAGCCCUCGGACACGGAGCACUACACGGAGGGUGUGGGGCCAGGCAACCCCCGAGGACCCUUCAUUGUGCCCCCCACCCCAGCACACAUCCUUCUGGAGGCUGGCAAGGACCCCAGCUUCCCCCGCAUCACCGUGCUGAAGCCCUACAAGGACAGCCUGGAGGUUCAGGGGAAGAAGGAGGCUUCUGGCCCGCAGCCCGCACCCACCCUGCCCUUUGGGGAGCCAUGCCCCACACUGGCCCGGGAACACCUGCAGCCCUGCCCGCCAGGCACCCGGCCAGCCCCCGCUGCAGCCCUGCCCACCUACAGCACCCACCUGCAGGGUCCUGCUGGCAGCUACACCACCGUCACGGCCACCGCGUCGGUGACGGUGGCCCUGCACCCCACACUGCCUGGUUCCUACCCCAGCUUCAGCCCCGAGGGCUUCGCCAGCGGCGAGCGGGACUGCCUGGACGAGCCCAGCGUGCCCAGUACCAGUGGCACCGCCGUGCCCGAUGCCUUUGAGAUGCAGAGCAUGGGACACCACGGGGCAGGUGCCCAGCGCUAGGUUGCUGGUUCCUGGGUAGAGCAUCUCCCCAGCACCCGGUGGGCACACAGGAGGGUGCAGAGCGGGGUCGCCCACAUUGUGCUGCUAAUGGCCGGAGCGAUCUCGGCCGAGGAGGACCGGCCCCCCUGCACCCUGCAACGGGGCUUGGUAGGGCAGGCUGGCACUUCUAUGCAAGCUGUGUGCAGGCCACGCCAUGCCCGCGUGUCCCUCACCCGAGGCUGUGCCGUUGGUGCCAUGUCCUGUCACCCAGGGUUUGGGGUUAUCCUGCCCUGGGCUUGUUGCCCCCCAGAAAUGGAAGCACUAACUCCCCCCCUCUGUUUCUGGAGCUGCUGGCAAGGUGGACUUGGUGCCAUGCCAGCUCCCCCUCUGUGGGGUCACUGCUUGCUCCCUAUCACCUCCUCCUGGGACCACCCAUCCCAGGCCAUGAGCUGGGGUACCCCAACAGGGUGCCCUGAUGCCCCCCGUCCUGAUAAGGGGGCAGUCCCAGAGCCAGCUGUGCCCUGGCAUGCCACAGGCAAGGCCUGGGGCGGGCACCCCCCACCUUUAUUUAUUGCAAAGGGAAACUAUCUAUAGAGAGAUAUAUAUUUUUAAGCUUAUUUUAAAAGAUUUAUUUCUCAGCCUACAGCCUUGCCCCGCUGCCCAGAGUGCAGGCAGGGAGUGGGCAGACCCUUUGCCAGUGCAGGGCUGCCCAGUGGAGGCAGCAGGAGCCCAGGGGUGCAGACCUGGUUCAUGCCCCCACUCCAUGGGCAGCUCACCCCUUCCGAUGCGCUACUCCGUGCCUCAGUUUCCCCAGUGGCAAGCAUGGGAGGGCUGGACAUCGUGGAUGUGCCACGGUGGAGAAAGGGAGCCUGUUGCUCCCCACUGCACAGGCAGGAUUUUGGAAGGGGGAGAUCCUUGGACUGGUCCUUGCUGUGCCAAGCCCCUGAGCUGUCCCACGAUCAGAGCCCCUCGUGCCACACCCAGUGCUCUGCCCAGGUGACGGCACGUGCUGGAGCACGCACAGGACAGUGCAUGCUGACGUGGGCUCCCACGGUGCCACCGGGCACAUCUUGCUGGGAAACCAUAUUUCUCACCGUGUCCCCAUUGCAACGGGGCUGUCCCUGCAGCCAGCCCCUGCCCCCAUCCCCACCCCGGGCACCGUCCGCGCCCUCACCCAGCACUUUAACUCCAGCGGUGUUUGCCGUGCCUGCAGCCCCAGCCCCCCCGGCCCCCAGACACUGCCGCUGAGCAGGGGUGGCCUCGGGGACCCUGUCCCCGUGCCAGGCGUGGGCACGGCGGGCAGCCUCCCCCCAACACGCCAUCUAAGUUAUUUAUAUCAAAGAGAGCAAAGGUUUAUUUUUGUAGUUUGUACAGGCGGUAGUGGGGACCGAAGGUUUAUUUUUAAA
This is a messenger RNA of Myiozetetes cayanensis, 5924 nucleotides long. It is a transcript of the gene PTCH2, whose product is annotated as patched 2. Gene Ontology annotation, molecular function: smoothened binding; hedgehog receptor activity; hedgehog family protein binding. Lineage: Eukaryota; Metazoa; Chordata; Aves; Passeriformes; Tyrannidae. Gene Ontology annotation, cellular component: plasma membrane. Gene Ontology annotation, biological process: smoothened signaling pathway. The record is from RefSeq and is a predicted model, not a curated record.